Molecule: messenger RNA, 2634 nt
Organism: Beauveria bassiana ARSEF 2860
Lineage: Eukaryota; Fungi; Ascomycota; Sordariomycetes; Hypocreales; Cordycipitaceae
Product: glycosyltransferase family 35
Exons: 5
Coding region: 1-2634 (877 amino acids)
Biological process (GO): glycogen catabolic process
Cellular component (GO): cytoplasm
Molecular function (GO): glycogen phosphorylase activity; pyridoxal phosphate binding
Source: RefSeq, a predicted model, not a curated record
AUGGCGUCUGAGCAAGCACUGCCUACCCGCCAGCGUCGCCCCUCCACCUCUGCUCCAAUCGUCGACAUCCAAGGUUCCGUCGGGCCCGCCGGCGUCUCGCGUCCCAAGCACAAGAGGACAUUCACUGGCUUCGGCGCUGGCGAAAUCAAAACUUCCAUCCCCGACCCUCAGCGCGCAGCCUGGGAGAAGCAUGCUGUCAAGAGCUUCGAGGACCAGGAUGGCUUCGAGCGCGAGGUCGUCCGUCAUGUCGAGACCACCCUGGCCCGCAGCUUGUUUAAUUGCGACGAAAACGCUGCCUAUGCCGCGACCAGCCUAGCUUUCCGCGAUCGCCUUAUUACCGAUUGGAACAAGACACAGCAGCAGCAAACAUUCCGCGACUCCAAGCGAGUCUACUACCUCAGUCUCGAAUUUCUUAUGGGACGUGCUCUGGACAACGCCAUGCUCAAUGUUGGCCACAAAGACACUGCUAAAGCUGGUCUCGCUGAGCUCGGGUUCAGAAUUGAAGAUGUCAUAACCCAGGAGAACGAUGCAGCUCUCGGCAACGGUGGCCUCGGCCGUCUCGCCGCUUGCUUCCUCGAUAGCUUGGCUUCGCUCAACUAUCCCGCCUGGGGCUAUGGCCUUCGCUAUCGCUACGGCAUCUUCAAGCAGGAAAUCAUCGAUGGCUACCAGGUGGAAGUUCCCGACUAUUGGCUGGACUUUAACCCCUGGGAGUUUCCUCGCCAUGAUAUUCAAUUCUAUGGCAAUGUCAGAAAAUCAACCGACACGAAUGGCAAGAAUGUCUCGGUCUGGGAUGGCGGUGAAGUUGUCCAGGCCGUUGCGUAUGAUGUUCCCAUUCCGGGCUACGCAACACCCACCACCAACAACCUGCGCCUUUGGUCCAGCAAGGCUUCUGGAGGUGAAUUUGACUUUCAAAAGUUCAACAAUGGCGACUACGAAAGCUCCGUUGCCGACCAGCAGCGCGCCGAGACCAUCAGCGCUGUGCUGUAUCCCAACGACAACCUGGAGAGAGGCAAAGAAUUGCGCCUAAAGCAACAAUACUUUUGGGUCGCCGCCUCCCUCUUUGACAUUGUCCGUCGCUUCAAGAAGUCCAAGCGCGGAUGGAGCGAGUUCCCGGACCAGGUCGCCAUUCAGCUGAAUGAUACCCAUCCUACGCUCGCCAUUGUUGAGCUGCAGCGCAUUCUCGUCGACGUCGAAGGCCUUGAGUGGAACCAAGCUUGGGACAUUGUUACCAAUACUUUUGGCUACACUAACCACACCGUACUUCCCGAAGCGCUCGAAAAGUGGCCUGUUGGCCUCUUGCAGAACCUUUUGCCAAGACAUUUACAGAUUAUCUUCGAUAUCAACAUGUUCUUCCUGCAGCAUGUCGAGAAAAAAUUCCCAGAGGACCGGGAUAUGCUACGUCGCGUUUCCAUCGUUGAAGAGUCGCAGCCAAAGAUGAUUCGCAUGGCUUACCUUGCCAUUGUCGGCUCCCACAAGGUCAACGGUGUUGCUGAGCUUCACUCUGAUCUCAUUCAGACGACCAUUUUCAAGGAUUUUGUCGCCAUCUAUGGCCCAGACAAGUUUACCAAUGUGACCAACGGCGUGACACCCCGCAGGUGGCUUCAUCAGGCCAACCCUCGCCUGUCGGAACUGAUUGCCAGCAAAUGCGGGGGCAACGAUUUCCUGACAGAUCUUACCAAGCUGAGCAAGCUUGAGCAAUUUGUGGGCGAUAAGGAGUUCCGCAAGGAAUGGGCGGAGAUCAAGUACGCCAACAAGAUUCGCCUGGCAAAGCACAUCAAGAACACUCUUGGAGUGACUGUCAACCCUGCAUCGCUCUUUGACAUUCAAGUGAAGCGUAUCCACGAGUACAAGCGGCAGCAAAUGAACAUUUUCGGAGUCAUUCACCGCUACCUGACGCUCAAGAACAUGUCUCCCGAAGAACGCAAGCAGCAGCUUCCGCGCGUCUCCAUCUUUGGUGGAAAGGCCGCCCCCGGAUACUGGAUGGCCAAGCAAAUCAUUCAUCUCAUCAACUCGGUUGGGUCGGUGGUGAACAAUGACGCUGAUAUUGGCGACUUGCUCAAGGUCAUCUUCUUGGAAGACUACAACGUCAGCAAGGCUGAGAUUAUCUGCCCUGCAUCAGAUAUCAGCGAGCACAUAUCCACUGCCGGAACCGAGGCCUCUGGUACCAGCAACAUGAAGUUUGUUCUCAACGGCGGCCUCAUCAUUGGUACAUGCGACGGAGCCAACAUUGAAAUUACAAGAGAAGUUGGCGAGAGCAACAUCUUUUUGUUUGGUAACCUGUCAGAGGAUGUGGAAGACCUGCGUCAUGCUCACACAUACGGCUCACACGCCAUAGACUCAGACCUGGAUGCCGUGUUCCAAGAGAUCUCAAAGGGUACAUUUGGAGCACCACACGAUUUUGGAGCUCUGAUUGCUGCCGUUCGUGACCACGGUGAUUACUACCUGGUGUCGGAUGAUUUUCACAGCUACAUCGAGACGCACCGACUUGUGGAUGAGGCGUAUCGCAACCAGGACGAAUGGGUCUCCAAAUGCAUCACUGCAGUGGCCCGGAUGGGCUUCUUCAGCAGUGAUCGCUGCAUUAACGAGUAUGCUGACAGUAUCUGGAACGUCGAGCCGCUGCCCAUUAGAGAGUAA